Raphanus sativus (radish) is the source of this 1340-nucleotide messenger RNA. Its product is annotated as transcription factor bHLH30. Gene Ontology annotation, molecular function: DNA-binding transcription factor activity; protein dimerization activity. The record is from RefSeq and is a predicted model, not a curated record. The coding region runs from base 111 to 1169 and encodes 352 amino acids. Lineage: Eukaryota; Viridiplantae; Streptophyta; Magnoliopsida; Brassicales; Brassicaceae. Gene Ontology annotation, biological process: regulation of DNA-templated transcription. The transcript has 2 exons.
UUUGUUGCUUUUUUAACUCUUUCCUUUACUUUCUUAUAUAUAGAGAGAGAGAGAAGAAGAGGGACAAGAGUAGAAAGAUGGAGACUUUUAGGUCAUCAUAGAAACGAGUGAUGUGCGCAAAGAAACAAGAAGAAGUAGAAAGUUCAGAAGCCAUGAACAACAUACAAAAUUACCAAAAUGACCUCUUCUUCCACCAACUGAUCUCCCAUCAUCAUCACCAAGAUCCUUCUCAAGCCGAAACUUCCGGAGCUCCAGAUAACAACGCCGGAUCCGGAUACACUAUCUUCUCCCAAGACUCAGUUUCACCAAUAUGGCCUACUUCGGCCCAACCACCGUUCGAUCAGUUUCCUCCUCCAUCUUUCUAUGGGAGUUUCUUCAACAGAAGUCGAGCUCAUCAUCAGGGUUUACAGUUUGGGUACGAGGGUUUCGGUGGAGCCACGUCAGCAACACAUCAUCAUCACGAACAGCUUCGCAUCUUGUCAGAGGCUUUAGGUCCAGUAGUGCAAGUUGGAUCAGGUCCUUUUGGGUUACAAGCUGAGUUAGGGAAGAUGACAGCGCAAGAGAUCAUGGAUGCUAAAGCUUUGGCUGCUUCAAAGAGUCAUAGUGAAGCUGAGAGAAGACGAAGAGAGAGAAUCAACAAUCAUUUUGCUAAGCUCCGUAGUAUAUUACCAAGCACCACCAAAACUGAUAAAGCGUCGUUACUAGCGGAAGUGAUUCAACACGUGAAAGAGUUGAAGAGGGAGACUUCAGUGAUUUCGGAGACAAACCUGGUCCCAACGGAGAGCAACGAGCUGACUGUAGCUUUCACGGAGGAGGAAGACUCAGGAGAUGGCAGAUUCGUGAUUAAAGCAUCAGUUUGUUGCGAAGACAGGUCGGAUCUAUUGCCGGACAUGAUCAAAACGUUGAAAGCGAUGCGUCUCAAAACGAUCAAGGCGGAGAUAACAACAGUAGGGGAACGAGUCAGAAACGUGUUGUUUAUCGCCGGAGAAGAGAGCUCCGGCGAGGACGGGACGGAAGAGUAUAGUAUAGGGACGAUAGAAGCAGCUUUGAAGGCAGUGAUUGAGAAGAGUAACGUUGAGGAAUCAUCUUCUUCUGCGAAUGCUAAGAGACAGAGAAUGAGUAGUCACAAUACUAUUACCAUCGUUGAACAACAACAACAUCAUAUGUAAUCAACCUUUAAGCGCGUAUUUUUGGUGUAUCUCGAUUCUCGUGUAUGUUCUAUGGAGAUGAAUGUUGUAAGUCACGUUAUACCUAGUUAUGUGUUUGUGUGUGUGUAUAACGGAAAUAUUUGUAUCCGUUGGUGCUCGGUUUGGUUUUAAGUACCUUUCUUAGCUUGUUUA